AUGACGACUGAUGAACGCUUCGAAGGUGUUGAGAAAAGACUCGAAAUUGUCUUCUCACCUACCGCCGGUAAGCUCCGGGAGAAGCUAACGCAGAAUCUGCUAGAGCAGAUCCUAACAGACGUGAAGUGCCACAUUGUGUCACAUAAGUUGGAAGAGAAGGUUGACGCUUACCUGUUGUCCACGUCAAGCUGUUUCGUCUACGACGACAGGGUGAUAGUGAAGACUUGCGGAGAAACGGAGAUAUUUAAGUGCAUGGAGAGUCUCAUGGGCCUAACUGAUCACCAAAACGUGGUUUCUGUGGUCUACACACGAGGAGACUUCUUCUGGCCGGAGAGACAGCCAUUUCCUCACAACGACGUCACCGAGGAGAACAAGGAGUUCGUGAAGCUCUUGGAGAAGUUGACGAAGCUCAAACCGAUGAAGGCCUUGUGCAUGGGAACGGGGAACAAAAAGUGGCACGUACUCGGUGGGUUCUCCGGCGACUCCUUAACAAGCCAAGGAGACUUUGUGACUGUCGAGAUGUCCAUGAGAGGACUCGACAGAGAGAAGGCCAAAGUUUUUUACGAGAAGGAGAACGUUACAAAGACGACGAUGACGGAAGAAUCUGGCAUUUGUUACAUAUUUCCGAAUGCCAUAAUCGAUGCUCACGCGUUUGACAAAUGCGGUUAUUCCAUGAACGGGAUAGAGGGAAAAGGAAUAUCAACCAUCCAUGUCUCGCCGGAAGAUGAAGGAAGCUUCGCAAGCUUCGAAUCUUUCGGCUACGACUUCAAGAAUGAGAAGAAAUUCGAACAUGUGAUCCCGACCGUCUUGAAAUGCUUCAGUCCGAAGCAGUUCACAAUGACUGUGUACUCGACCGUUCCGCUCGAGGGCAACGAGCCGGAGCUCAAGGUCGACCUCAAGGGCUACAAGUGCUUGGAGGAGAAGAUCCACAAGUUGGACAAUGGCGGUUCGGUUGUUUACCAGUCCUUCGAGUUCGAGGCUUAA
Messenger RNA from Brassica rapa (field mustard), 984 nucleotides. RefSeq names its product S-adenosylmethionine decarboxylase proenzyme 1-like. The record is from RefSeq and is a predicted model, not a curated record. Gene Ontology annotation, cellular component: cytosol. Gene Ontology annotation, biological process: spermidine biosynthetic process; spermine biosynthetic process. NCBI's taxonomy places the organism in Eukaryota, Viridiplantae, Streptophyta, Magnoliopsida, Brassicales, Brassicaceae. Gene Ontology annotation, molecular function: adenosylmethionine decarboxylase activity.